AUGGCUGCGCUGGCAGUCCUGCCACUAUCCAGUGUGGAGUGCAAGUCGUGGAUCCGUGGGUCUCUCUGCAACGCGCGGCUCGCGGAGCUGAUGCAGAUCUCGCUGCUACAGUACGAGAUGGACUGGCCUGGGGUGCUCGAUACCUGGAAGAGCCUCAAGAAGAUUCGCCCCGCGCAGAGCGUUCUGUUCCCAUCUGACGAUCGCAAGCGUAAGGAGAAGGAACCGGAGAAGGAAGAGGAGGAACCCAGGGAGCCGGCUGGCGAGGAGGGGUCAUUCGCGGAGUCAGACGAUGAUCGUGACGACAACCAGGAGAUGGAUCAGGAGAUUGAGCAAUCGCCGCCCCGAGAUUACUCAGAGGAAGAAGAUAACCCGUUCCUCUCGGAUGACGAGGAGGGGGAGGAGAUGUUUCGCAUAGAUCAGCCGACAGAGUAG
Closterium sp. Naga37s-1 is the source of this 432-nucleotide messenger RNA. The record is from the annotation of a GenBank genome assembly. Lineage: Eukaryota; Viridiplantae; Streptophyta; Zygnematophyceae; Desmidiales; Closteriaceae.